UCAGUGGUCUUCGGUCGUUUGAACGCAUUUGUGGUGGUGACAAGUACGAAAAUGCCGAAAAACAACAAAGGUCAGAACGCGUUUUAUUUCUUCAUGAUCGAUUGGAAGAAAGAACAAGAGAAAGCUGGAAAAAGUUUUCCGGAAGGUCUACGUGAUGUACAAAGGGAUCCUCAAUUAAGCAUCGAUUGGAAGAAUAUGCCUGCUCAUCAGAAAGGGCAAUAUGAGGCCAGAGCAAAGGACAGCAAGGUUAAAUCUCAGGGAACAACAGCCAAAAAAACAACUUUGGGAGAGAACAUAGCUGAUCUUCUUGCAGCAGAGAAAAAGAAACAGGAGUUUCAGCAAAAUAUGCUACAAUAUAUAGAUUCUGUAAUCUCUAUGGGUGUCCAGCACAACAGCUUGGGAAAGAUGAAGUUCAUGCUGGUACAUGCAAAUUGGUUUUACAGAAGAGAAGUGGGAAUCAAUCAAUACGACUUCUGUCCCGCAGAGUUUGCUGUGGCAGAAUUUAGUUUGGAUAGGGGCAUUGAGAACGUCUACCAUGAAGUGGUCAGUACCAAGAUACCAUUAGGAUGGAGGAAGGAUGCGUUGGAGACUAGUCAAGAAACUCAUAAAAUAACUAUCGAACAUCCAAACGGGCAGAGCGACUUUGCGUAUAUGUACAGGCGAUUAGUAAAGGUUUUAGCAUCCAAUAAGACUGGGGACAAGUAUCCACCUUUGUUCACCAUGAAAGAUUUGACACCGGCUAUCAACUCGUUGCUGAAGAGAAUGUGCGAGGCUGCUGGCCAGAGUUUGGACAACUUCGUGAUAUAUUCUCUGGAAGCGUUGUUCGCAGCAUUGCGAAAUGUCGCCACGCAGAACGUGAAGGACGAUUGCAGCAUUCCUCUAGUAGUUGCCGAAAAUGAGUUCGGAAAGGACACUUUUUCUUCGGUGGCUGGGCUUGAGUGCGAGUUCCACAAGCUUCUGGAUGCACCUCAGUACUGUAGUAUGUCUAUUGUUAAACGAUGGGGCUUCACGAUAUGCGACUACAGCUGCGAGUAUUUGGACAUACCAAUGAUCGAGGGUGUUCACUACCCAAUGAAUAAACUAUCCUUUAAUUCUCGAACGGCAGGCACUCUUAAUAUUCAGAUGAACAAUCUCAGUAUUAACGAUCAUAAUAACGUUGGCGUUUCUAUGACUGGAGUCAGUGCAGAUCACAGGCGAAAAGUAUCGGAACGAACCGAGAAAGACGAGCAACGACGACGUAAUGUGUGCAAAUCAUUGGAAAUCAUUGAUCACAGCAAAUACACCUCCAACACUAUACCUUCACGACCGUUGCGACCACCAAAAACAACAUCACGAGCUCUGAGUGAAACCCAAGAAAGUAUGACCAUUUUUAACGAUAGGGACUUUCCCAUAAUCGUGUUAGACCCACCAGUUGCAUGUAUAGGCACAGUCCACACGUGCAGGCAGUUCGGAACUCGUACGAGUACGAGUGUGCCUAUACAUGCAACUGGUGGGUCUAACACUAAUAAAUAA
This is a messenger RNA of Dufourea novaeangliae, 1512 nucleotides long. RefSeq names its product protein maelstrom homolog. Lineage: Eukaryota; Metazoa; Arthropoda; Insecta; Hymenoptera; Halictidae. The coding region runs from base 52 to 1512 and encodes 486 amino acids. The record is from RefSeq and is a predicted model, not a curated record. The transcript has 9 exons. Gene Ontology annotation, molecular function: sequence-specific DNA binding. Gene Ontology annotation, cellular component: P granule; nucleus. Gene Ontology annotation, biological process: regulation of miRNA-mediated gene silencing; male meiotic nuclear division; spermatogenesis.